UCAAAUUCUGCCAGCCGAAGAUUUUCGUCGUUAUUCUUGUUCAGUCUAAAUAUUUCCCUCCCAUAUAUCAAAAUACAACUGCACCAGUCCCUAAGAUCGAAUCCACUGGUCCAUCUAAGAUGGCAAGCAGAAGUCAAGGCCGUUCACCCCGUCGUAUACCGGAAGGAAGAGGGCCCUAUGGGGUCGGAUGCGGGGAUAUUAUGGCUGGUCUUUCGACAUCGGGGGUGUUCUUCCGUCUGUUCUACCCAAUGGAGAAGGUUCCAGGUGGGCCCCCUAAGAAAGCAAGGCCUCCUUGGCUCCCAGGCACCCAGUAUGCCAAGGGUUAUGGGGCAGUUGUGGGCAAGAAGCUGGCUGGGGUAACUCUCAAGUGGCUGCUAUCGAAAGUCACAUUGCCUGUCUGUUGGCAUGGUAAACUGAGUGAUUCCAAGAACAAGUAUCCAGUCAUCAUCUUCAGCCAUGGACUAGGGGGAUGUAGAACCACGUACACCAGUAUAUGUAUGGAUAUUGCAUCCCAUGGUUGUAUUGUAGCAGCGGUGGAACACAGAGAUCAAUCUGCUUGUGCAUCGUUCAUCAUCAAUAACAACAAUAGCAAUGGAACGGCUAAUGAGUUAGACCAGCAGUGGAUAGCAUAUCAUAAAGCAGCGUAUGAGGAGCAGGAGUUACGCACAAGACAGGUUAAUCAGAGGAAGGAGGAAUGUAUAGCAGUACUAGACUAUCUUCAGGAUCUAGAUGAAGGAGAACAUUUAGAGAAUGAUCUUGAUCCAGAUAUGGAUCUUGCUGUCUUUCAGGGUCGUAUGGAUUUAAGUGAUGUAGCAGUGUGUGGUCAUUCAUUCGGUGGUGCUACAACCAUUGCCUGUCUGAGUAGAGAUGAUAGAUUCAAAUGUGGGGUAGCAUUCGAUGCAUGGAUGUUUCCUCUGGCUGAAAGUCACCUCAAUGUCAAACAGCCAAUGUUGUUCAUCAACACAGAGAAGUUUCAGUGGAAAGCCAACAUCAAGCGCAUGCUCUCGCUCGUGCCCGACAUCCACGCCUCUUCGGGCCCACGCCGGAUGGUUACCGUACGUGGGACUGUCCACCAAAGCCAAUCCGAUUUCAGCCUCAUUGUGCCUCAAUUCCUCGCCAAACUAGCCAGCUCUAGAGGACCUCUUGACCCUUACAUGGCCAUGGCUUGUAACAAUGAUGCUGCUAUCCGCUUCCUAUCUAACUACCUUGAUCUUCAGUUUAUUGAUGAGACUGAUGGUUUAGUGUCUUCCAAUGAUGAUCUCAUCUUGAUCGGUACCAACGUCAAUCUCAAGGAAGAUGAAGAGAUAGAGCCUAGGAAGGAGAACAGUGAGAGACGAGGUUCGCUGAUAAGGAGAAGCUUGCGAUUAAAACGAAGAAAAUCCCAGCCCCAGAAGGAGACUCUGGAUAGAGAGAACGAAAGACAAGAGAAGACAGAAGAACAGAGAGGAGAUUAAGAUGGAAUGAAAGGUAGAAAGAUGAAAAAGAUGAUGUCAAGGAAUAAUUUGACGAGAUAAUGGAGGAUAAAGCCUACUAUAGUUUUGCAAUGUUUGAUCAACGCUGCUCUAAUACAGAUUGUUAUUUUUGUAAAGCAUUUUUUACAUAUUUAUUAUGAUCUAUGUACGAUCUGAUGAGAUUUAUUUAUGAUCGCAUAGAAUGAUUGCCAUAAUUAGUGCAUUAUUGUGUAAUAUUAGAAAUCAUUUAAAUGACAAUGUCUAGGUCCGUGUCAAUGAAUCUGCAGGCACUUUUGCAAGUUGCAUAAUGUAGAGUCUGAAUUAGUGAGACUAGAUUCACCUUGUACUGUGGCUGCCUACACAGACAGAGAGGUCUGUAUUCUGAAGUCGGGUUUAACUUAGACCGUGGUCGAACUCUGUGCUAAGAUUAUGGGGAGCCAAAAUUCCAAAAUUCUGUUCAUAUUGUAUAUUUUUCAUAUUUACAACUUUGUUUCCUUUUGAUUUCAUAAGGUAGAAAAAUACUUCAGUUAUCAUUCCCAGACAAUGAUGAACAAUUUGGGUGUCAUAUGAGUUGAUAAAAUUGAGUGUGUACUGUUGGGAUUUGUGCCCCAGUUGGCUCUCCAUAGUUAAACCACAACUUUAAACCUGAGUUUAAGUUGCACCCGACUCCAAAAUACGGGCAAGAGAGUUUGGCGUGUAGUCUUCAUUCUAGACACAGUAUGAUUGGUUAAGGUGUCAAAUGUGAGUCUGUGGUUUGCAGACUACAUGGCAAUCAUGAUCAUUGAUAAUGAAAAUAAUUGUGUUAUUUUCAUUGGCAUCUCGUUCUCCAACUUGAGUAUUGAUUGAUAUCGUGGUAAAUUCUUCAUCAAGUAACGAUUUUCCUUUAAAAAAAUAUGUUCUCUGUUGACUAAUCCCAUGCUCGGAGAGAGCAAUUGCUCUGGAAGAGGGUAAAAAAGCUCUUUUUGUAUGGAUGUUUAACAAAAAUUUAUGAUAAUAUAUUAACCUUUGUGCUGGAAACCACCAUCGAAGUAUAUGCUGUGCCAGCACCCAGCAGCAGAGAGAAAGGUGUGAGUUAGAGAGUAUAAGAUUUUGAAAUGUUCAAUUUCAAAUGAAGAAGUUUUGUCAUUACAUCUAUUGUAUCUAUUUCUUCUGUCAAUGGUUUGAUUAAAAUCAAUGGAAAUGUGUCACAGAUGACUUCGUUCUGUGAUAUGUUCAACCAUAAUUUCCGAAAUUCUUCUUGGUUUAUAAUUAACUGCAUGUACAUGUAGGUAUAAUGUAUCUUCCUUUAUAACAAACGAGAAAUGUUACAAAUACAUGUAGUGCUUGUAUCAUUUUGUAGCCUGGUUGCAAUGAAAAUCACUGCCUAGCAAGCCCUAAUUUAUUGAACAUUAAUUAACAGAAAUGUGUGAAACUUUUUUCAAAAUUAUUAAUUUUUUUAAUAUACAAUUUUUUUUUAAUGAGCUGCCUUUGUAGCUCAGAGGAAAGUACUUUUACAGGGUUUGUUUUCUUAAUAGAGGACUGGAAAUACCCCUGUAAUGGCAAUUUAAUGCAGAGAAUAGGUUACGAAUUUAUUUAAAUACAGUAUAAAGAUAUUGAAGCAAUUAUACUUUCUUCAAAAUAGUUUUAUCUGUAUAUUUAUUUCAUAGUAACAGGGUGUUUAGCAAGAAUUGGAGGUUAGGUAGAAAUGUAAGAUACCCUAAAUAAAAAAUAAUGAUUCCACUUGCCCAAGGAUCCAGGACCCGCCUUCAACAAGCCUGUGAUCAAUAGCUAGAUGUAUUGUUAAUUUUGCUAUUAAAUAUGACAUGUACCUUAAUUAUUUGCAAGUCUUAAAGAUUAAUUUUGAUUCUAGAUUUGACUUGAAAUUAAUUCAGGACCAAGAAUUAAGAUUGGUUGUUAUUACAUUGGCUAAUAAUUGAUUGUAAGUUCAUUAUAAUUAGACUUGUAAGAAAUAUUUGCAAUCGAUUGCAUUUUUUGUUUUAAUUUUACUAAUUCAGUACUAGCUAGAGCAAGUCAUUUUCUUUUCUUUGUUUGCAGCAGCUCAGCAAUUUUGAAUUUCCUAUAGAAAUAAAUUAGGAGGACACAGUUUUAGGACCCUAAAAAGAUUGGGAAUUGAUUUCAUGAUUCUUGCAACACACAUAGACAUAGAUUCAGACUUCACACCUUAAUAUCAGAUUUUGAUACUUCCUUAACGAUGAAUAGAGUUCCCAUGUAUAUUUUUAUUUUCAUUAAGGUUUUGGUGCUUUUUCGUGUGUCAAAUACCAAAAAUUAUCAGUGACUUUAUUUUUUUUUCUACAAUCAAAUACCUUCCUUUACAUGAUACUUGAAUGAUUUAUAAUACAAUUAAUUUAUAUAUCUUGUUGUCUGUAUCAUUUUUUUUUUGUAUUUAAAUAAAAUGAUCCAACGGUUAAAUGUUCAAGAAUAUGCAAAUAUUCACCUUGUGCAUGUGAUUUCAUAAUCUCACAGCGCCCUCGCUCAGAGGGUAUAGGAAUACACAUUAACGUAGUUGUCAGCGAUAUGAUGGCUGCAGAUCACCAAUGCACACAUGGCAAUGGCACUGACCGCUAACAUGGCGGCACAAUGAUGUCAAUGUGUAAAAUCUAUCUACAUGUACAUCAUCAAGGUCAUUAGUAAGUAUUACAUGCCCGAGGUACCUUUGGAACGGUUCUAACUUGCCCGAGGCACCGCUGAAGGUAUUUGGAUCGUUUUAAAGGGAACACGUGUGUGUAAUGAUUCUAUUGCCCAAGCAAAAUGAUGCUUAUGAUAAGAAAGUGAUGAAGAUCAUUAUUAUUAUUUGAUAAAACAUCCUUGUAUAAUAACUAUUACAGCUCAAUAGAACUACAUGUAGUCAUUAAAGCCCCUUUCACAAUUGGUGGUGCGACUGCUUUCAACCGUUGCGAUUCUGUGCAUCAUAUAUUGUGAUCAAGUGAUCGCAAACGAUCGUAUGAGCAAUUGUGAAAGCCUCUUUAUACCAAUCGAUUGCAACUUUGACUGUUAGGUAAUUAAAUAAAUGACUGAUAGAUUUCAACCCAUCAUUUGAUUAGAAUCUGUUUCACCAUGUUAUAGUCAUAUUCAGUAAUCAUGCACACAUGAAAAUGGGGUAGUUGAUUAAACCAGUCGUCUGCGAAUUAAUGUUCUUUCCAACGUGGUACUAGAGGAAUGGACAUUGUAUGCUAUUAAACUAUAUUUUUAUGGAAGUACUGAAAGAUUGUUCUGCUCGGAGUAUUUCAUGUUUUACAUGUGUAUACUUGGAAAAAAAAUAAUUUUGGAGUGUUUAUCUAUUUUUUUACAUUAUUUUUUUGCAACUAUCUGUUCACUUGUUUUAUUUUGUUGGAAGGGGGUAGGGUGCCUUAAAAAAGGUAUAAUGAGUCUCUAAUGUAGAGCUGUUUAUUUGUUUGAAGUGAAGUCCUUGAAUAUCUACAGUGUCACAUAUAUGUCAUUGAUGUGUUUUAGAAGGUGUUGGUCUGGUCUAUUAAGGUGUUAAUGUAGUCAUGAAGUGCCAAGUGUUACUUCGGUGUAUGUACUUUUGUUAAUGUACUGUGUAAUUUAAGAGAUGUUGGCACCUCACUUUCAGUGCUUUGGAUAACACCACAUGUCUACCUUGUCUACCUACAUGUAUUUAAUUGUUAUUAGCCACCAUUAAAGCGUGGAAGUGUCGCGUAGCGGUUCUGACUUUCGCCUUGCAGUCGGAGGGUCGUGUGUUUCAAUCCCACUUCGGCAUAGCAUCCUCUGGCAAUGCGUCGAUCGACACUAGCACUCUCCACCCAGGUGUUAAAUGGGUUCCGUACCUAUACUCAGA
Messenger RNA from Lytechinus variegatus (green sea urchin), 5247 nucleotides. Its product is annotated as platelet-activating factor acetylhydrolase 2, cytoplasmic-like. Bases 120 to 1454 code for a protein of 444 amino acids. NCBI's taxonomy places the organism in Eukaryota, Metazoa, Echinodermata, Echinoidea, Temnopleuroida, Toxopneustidae. The transcript has 11 exons. Gene Ontology annotation, molecular function: 1-alkyl-2-acetylglycerophosphocholine esterase activity. The record is from RefSeq and is a predicted model, not a curated record.